Messenger RNA from Nannizzia gypsea CBS 118893, 2124 nucleotides. Its product is annotated as phosphorus acquisition-controlling protein. Gene Ontology annotation, molecular function: protein dimerization activity. The transcript has 3 exons. The record is from RefSeq and is a predicted model, not a curated record. Bases 1 to 2124 code for a protein of 707 amino acids. Lineage: Eukaryota; Fungi; Ascomycota; Eurotiomycetes; Onygenales; Arthrodermataceae.
AUGAAUCAAGAUCCGUCUCUGCCGUCAUGGCCAGAGCACGUCCCCGACGAAACCACCGCAGCCAUGAUUCCUACCACGACGGAUGACUAUACUAGUCUUCUCGAUUUCAAUUUUGAUCUGGCUGAAUUUGAUAGCGGUAAUGCUGGCGAGCGUCAGAACCAAAAUAUGGUGACCACAGCGCCGCCGCUCGUCCCAACGACUGGAAUGCAGGAUAUCAGUGGGUUGACUUCGAUGGAACAUAUCGCUACCAGCCAGCCACUUCGGGACCAGCAGCAGCAUUAUCCUGCCUCAGUCACAAUGGCGGGCAGUGAACCCGUUACGCCAAUGGAGAUACAAACUUCCAAUUCGAUGCCGCAGCAGCAGCACUAUUAUAUGAAACAACAGCAACAGUCUCAAAACGCUUAUUGUUCAAGUUAUGGCCAGCGUCACUCAUUUGUUCCACCUACACCUGAUAGCGCCGAUAUGCAUGGCGGGCCACAUAACUAUAAUCUUCGCCUCGAAACCGGGCACCAGCGAGGAUAUGAACCAUUUACGAGAGGGCUAGAGGAUCAGAGCUCAUUUACUCCUCUCAUGUCACCAGCUAUGACACCAUUAGAACAUCAGCUAAGAUUUCCCGAAUACACGACUCCAGGGGAAUAUCUAAGUCCACUUACAUCUCCAGCUUUGGAGGCACGACAAUCAAGCGGUGCCGGCUUCAAUUUCCCUAGUGGCUCGCAUAUGGACUACAGUUCUAUGUUGUCAUCGCCAACAGAAAUAUCGCAUCAACAUCCAGCAACCACAGGUCCAUUAACAAAUUCUCCGAAGCUUAUCCAAAAACAACGACGCAAGUCUCAGGCCUCUAGACUCUCACGACAAUCUCCCUUGGUUAGGCCUCAAAAUGGACGCUCCCGGCCGCAGACUGAAGCCGAGGCCCGCGCGCGAGCAAAAAAACUCUCUGCCCAAGCCGCUGCUAACAGAACUUCAAAUUCGCGCAAUUCUAGCAGCAAUGAGGGAUCUGGUCUGGACUCUGUGUCUCCCGAACCGCUUACGGAGCCACUGAUGCCACCACCCGCAUUACCUAGGUCUGGGAAGUCGCCGUACAUGGCUGCACAAGAUCAUCCAGCUACCAUGAGCGAAGUAGCGACCCCUGCAACCCUCAUGAAAUUACAGAAGCAGCAGAUUUCUCCUGGUAUGGAUGGAGAGUUCUCUAGGAAUGGAACGGUUGUUAUCGCCUCGGCGCCAGAGGAGCACAUGGAGGACAUAUCACUCCCGGAACCGGUUUCGCUCCAGGGAGCGCUAAGUGGUGAAAGCACACCGACAAUUCACGCCAAACCGUCUCAGAUUCUAAAACCGCGCACUGAAUCAAUAUCAGAACUAAAAGGGACAAACUCCGUUAACCCAAGUCCAGUAAUAAAAGCAAAAGGAUCGCCCAGCGGCCCGGUUGGCCUUAAACGUUCCGACUCAAAACAGAGUUCUCGAGUGACAAAGAAACGCCAGGGAAUGAGCGCUGCCCAGAGCCCAGCGCUGAGACCAAAAAUUAGCCCGAGUAUACAACCUCUCAUUCGUGCUGAUGGUGUAUCAAGCGAAACCUCAGCUCUACAUCUUGCCUCGAAAUCAAAUUACCAACAUAUCCUCGAAGGUACCCUCCUGCCGGGAGUAACCUACCCAGAAGCCCUUGCCGAAAAUCUAAGCUCCAAACGAACGAACCAUAAACUUGCCGAGCAAGGUCGCCGAAAUCGCAUUAAUUCCGCUCUCAAAGAGAUUGAAAGCUUGUUACCAACUUCACUAACUCACAAAGCCAAAGAGAAGGAGCAAAACAAGGAUUCCGCCGAUAGUAACUCGACAGGCGUUUCGAAAGUCCCCGAUAAACCUCCUACGAAUCAGCCCAUCAGCAAGGCAAGCACAGUUGAAAUGGCCAUCGUUUAUAUCAAAGCUUUGAAACAGGAGCUCGAGGACACUAAAGCCAAACUAAAGGCCGCAGAGUCAAAAUCGUGCAAUGAUCCUCCAAGUCAGAUUUCUGCGCCAGCUCCUGUUCCUGCGCCGAGCUCUGAACCAAAUUCUUUGCAGAUCUCUGCGGCCCAGAUUGAGAAGCAAGAUACCAUAAGUGGGGUCUCUGCUGCGAAUACCACCACGGAAUCAAAAUAA